AGACAAAGAUAGAGAGAUAAUAAAGAAAAGAUGACUGCCGUAAGUUGCUUGAGUGAUAUGAGGCCUCCAAUGACCAUUCAUCAACCAAGCAUGUGGGCUGAUACUUUCACCAACUCUUCUUUUAACGAAAGGGAGCAACAAAAGUAUGAAGUGGCAAUCAAAGAAUUGAAGGAAGAAGCAAGAGACAUAUUAAUGGCUGCAACAACUCCUCUCAACCAAAUGGUAUUAAUCGACACGCUCGAGCGUUUGGGAUUGGCCUAUCUUUUUGAGACCGAAAUUGAACACAAACUCCAACAAAUCAAACACGAUGACGACCUUCUUCACCAUUCCGAUUUAUUCACUACGUCACUUGGAUUUCGCUUGCUCAGGCAACACCGCCACCACAUUUCUUGCGAUGUUUUCAACAAGUUUGUUAACAAGGAUGGUAUGUUCGAAGAAGGCGACGUUGAAGGAAUGCUAAGCUUGUAUGAAGCAGCUCAUGUUCGAUUUAACGAUGAGAAAAUACUACAAGAGGCUGCCGAUUUUACAAGGCAUUACUUGAGUAGUCGAGAAGCGGAAUUAGAGCCUCACCUUAAAGAGAGAGUGAAGCGGGCUUUGAAGCACCCGCUUCAUAGAGAUGUUCCCAUCGUCUACGCACGAAUUUUCAUCUCUAUAUAUGAAAAGGACCCCACGAGAAAUGAACUUCUUCUCAAACUAGCUAAACUUAACUUCAACUUUUUGCAGAAUUUAUAUAGGAAAGAACUCUCCCAACUCUCAAGGUGGUGGAAUGAAUUUGAUCUGAAAUCAAAAUUACCAUAUGCAAGAGAUAGAGUGGUGGAGGCCUAUGUUUGGGGUGUUGGAUAUCAUUAUGAACCUCAAUACUCUCAUGUUCGAAUGGGACUCGCCAAAGGCAUAAAAAUCAUUGGAAUUAUAGAUGAUACGUAUGAUAAUUAUGCUACACUCAAUGAAGCUCAACUUUUUACUGAAGCAUUACACAAGUGGAAUACGGGCGAAGUUGAUCGACUUCCUGAAUACAUGAGAACCGUUUAUCGUUUUAUUAUGAGUACAUUCGAAGAUUAUGAGCGCGACGCACUCAAACUUGGGAAAUCCUUUGCAACUCCUUACUUCAAAGAAACAGUGCAACAACUUGGAAGGGCUUACAAUCAAGAGCUAAAGUGGGUUAUGGAGAGAAAUCUGCCUCCAUUUGAAGACUAUGUUAAAAACUCAGAGAUAACAAGCUGCAUAUUUAUCAUGUUUGCUGCUAUUAUUCCUGGUUUCAAAUCUCUCACCCAAGAAACUAUGGAUUGGAUGAAGAAUGAGCCCAAAAUCGUGAUAUCUACUGGCAUGAUCGGUAGAUAUUGGGACGACAUAGGCUCUCAUCAUCGCGAGAGCAAAGGAGGGCAAGUGUUGACUGUGAUCGACUGCUACAUGAAACAACAUGGCGUAACGAAGCAAGAGACGCUAUCAGAGUUUGCACGACGAGUAGAGGAAGGAUGGAUGGAUGUGAACAAGGAAUGGGUCGAGACAGCGUUCGUGCCUCGAGAAAUAGCCCUUCAAUUUCUCAACUAUGCGCGAAUGUGCGAAGCCACUUACAACCACUAUAACGGAGACGCUUAUACAGAUCCUGAAAUGGCCAAGCCAACUGUUCAUGCUCUCUUUAUCGAUCCAAUUCUCAUUUGAGUUACUAAGUUUAUUUGGGGACGUCAUGAAUGUAAUACUUAUUAUUGAAGCUAUAGCUUGUAUGGAUUAUAAAUUGUACUACCAAUGUAUUGUAGGAGUACUACUAAUUAAUAAGUCAAUUAUAAUGGGAUGGAGAGAGUAAGUCUUGAAAAUAUUGUAAUCAAUUAUAUAUGAUGAUGUAGUUUUGAUUCUAUUCUAUUAAUGAUAUAGUAGUAGAUAGUUUUGAUUAUAAUUAAUAAAUUUUAAAUCAAGAAUUUAGAGGUUUUGCA
This is a messenger RNA of Salvia hispanica, 1928 nucleotides long. Its product is annotated as cis-muuroladiene synthase-like. Gene Ontology annotation, biological process: diterpenoid biosynthetic process. Gene Ontology annotation, molecular function: magnesium ion binding; terpene synthase activity. Lineage: Eukaryota; Viridiplantae; Streptophyta; Magnoliopsida; Lamiales; Lamiaceae. The record is from RefSeq and is a predicted model, not a curated record.